CUCACUUUCUCAUCCUCCGAUCACUGUCCAUUGUACUCCCUUCCCCUCCCCUCCCCUCCCCUCCCCUCCCGCACACAAAAUGGCCGCCGAAGGCUCCUCCCAACCCGAGGAGCGGGUUCCCUUCUCCACCCUCGAACUCUCCGAGCCCACUAUGAGGGGCCUCACCGACAUGGGCUUCUCGACGAUGACCCCGGUGCAGGCCAAGUCCAUCCCCGUGCUCCUGGCCGGCAAGGACGUGCUGGGCGCGGCGCGCACGGGGUCGGGGAAGACGCUUGCCUUCCUCAUCCCGGCGAUUGAGAUGCUGCACCGACUGAAGUUCAAGCCGAUGAAUGGGACGGGGAUCAUUAUCAUCACGCCGACGAGAGAGUUGGCGCUGCAGAUCUUUGGCGUGGCGAAGGACUUGAUGGCGCACCAUUCGCAGACGUAUGGAAUCGUGAUGGGGGGCGCGAACCGGAGAGCAGAGAUGGAGAAGUUGCAGAAGGGCGUGAAUCUACUUAUUGCGACUCCUGGAAGGCUUCUCGAUCAUCUUCAGAAUAGCAAGGGCUUCGUUUUCCGCAACCUGAAGGCGCUUGUGAUCGACGAGGCUGACCGGAUAUUGGAGGUUGGCUUCGAGGAGGAGAUGAAGAGGAUUAUCUCCAUACUUCCCAAUGAAAAUCGCCAAUCCAUGCUCUUCUCCGCCACCCAGACCACCAAAGUCCAGGACCUCGCACGAAUAUCCCUCCGCCCCGGCCCCGUCUCCAUAGACGUCGACAAGGAGGAGGCUACCAGCACUGUCUCCACCUUGUCCCAGGGCUACGUCGUCUGCCCCUCCGACCGCCGCUUCCUCCUUCUCUUCACCUUCCUCAAAAAGCACCUCAAGAAGAAGAUCAUCGUUUUCUUCUCCAGCUGCAAUUCUGUCAAAUACCACGCGGAGCUGCUGAAUUAUAUUGACACGCCGGUUCUGGACUUGCAUGGCAAGCAAAAGCAGCAGAAGCGCACAAAUACCUUCUUCGAGUUCAUCAACGCCGAGUCUGGGAUCCUGCUCUGCACUGACGUCGCCGCCCGUGGGCUCGACAUCCCGCGAGUAGACUGGAUCAUCCAGUACGACCCGCCAGAUGACCCUCGCGAUUACAUCCACCGUGUCGGCCGUACUGCGCGUGCAGGGAAGGUCGGCAAGAGUCUGCUGUUCUUGCUACCCAGCGAGCUUGGGUUUCUGCGCUUCCUGAAGGAGUCGAAGGUGCCGUUGAAUGAGUAUAGCUUCCCUGCGAACAAGAUUGCGAAUGUGCAGAGCCAGCUCGAGAAGUUGCUGCAGAAGAACUACUUCUUGCACCAGUCCGCAAAGGACGGCUACCGGUCAUACUUGCAGGCGUACGCCUCAUAUUCGCUCAAGAAGAUCUUCGACGUCAAUGCGCUUGAUCUGGCCAAGGUCGGGAAGGCGUUCGGCUUCACGGUGCCACCACGGGUGAACGUGAACAUCGGGGAGGGCAAGGGGAACGCGACGAAGAAGCGGAAACGUGCAGAGGGUGAAGAGUUUGAGCCAGAACUCGAGCCAGUGGAGACGGUUGGGGCGGACGAGGAUGAGGCGCCGGAGGAGGACGAGGAGACUGCACGGAAGAGCAGCUGGAGACAGUCGAAGGAGCGCAGGGUUGAGACGUUGGGCAGGAAGAAGGUGGAGAAGGAGGUGUACAAGAAGAACAAGGAGAGGCAAAAGAUGGGCGCUAAUGGUCAGUGGAGUAGAUGACCGUAGGGUUUCUGUGUAUCGUUCUGUUGUUGUUCUUGCGUAUCUCUCCUGUACCCUCUGUACCUUUCAGGCUGUCUACACCACAUUUUGUGCCACCUUGGGUC
Molecule: messenger RNA, 1824 nt
Organism: Schizophyllum commune H4-8
Lineage: Eukaryota; Fungi; Basidiomycota; Agaricomycetes; Agaricales; Schizophyllaceae
Product: DEAD-domain-containing protein
Exons: 6
Coding region: 80-1720 (546 amino acids)
Biological process (GO): maturation of LSU-rRNA from tricistronic rRNA transcript (SSU-rRNA, 5.8S rRNA, LSU-rRNA)
Cellular component (GO): nucleolus
Molecular function (GO): ATP binding; nucleic acid binding; RNA helicase activity
Source: RefSeq, a predicted model, not a curated record